GGAGAGCUGCAGAGUGCUAAAAGGGGUAUUGCUGACCCGCGGAACGGUCUCGCUGUACGAUGUGGCAGCAAAUCUUGGUUUCACCAAGGGAUGCGAGAAUAUGUACAAGGCUUUCCGGCGCCAGUCUCGGAGACUGAAUUGCGAAGAUUAAUUUAUUUGGAAAGGAUGCAACAAUGACUGAGAAAGUCCAUGUUUUGCAAACUGCGACGAAUAACUCGAGUUUGGCUGAGACGUAGCCAGGUCUCAAGAUGUCUCCACUAAUUUAUUGUACAUCGUUGUUCAUGAGAACAUGCGUUGCGACAGAAACGGUCUACGCUACGAAAAGUGGUGUACAAGGAUAGAAUUUGUUAUUUGUAGCAAUGAAUAGUGUACGAGUAGCUAGCGGAAUCGUAUCUAGGAUUCGUAUCGUACAGGUAGUUGAACAAGAUUUCUAGAGACGUGAUGAUCAUCACUAUAAAUGAAUUUUUUGCCGUGCUUUACAAGUGAACGCGUCUACUAGCGAUGUAGGCGCUUUGUUUCGACAUAUUGUAUCUUGCUCUUCAGUUUUGGGUGAGCACGCGAGAGAGCUCAUAUGGAGAGCAAUCUGGCUAGAAACAUCUUGUCCAGAAACCUUUACCUUAACGAAAUUCAGCGGAUCAUUCUACGGGCAUAAUAAUGUAUAACCUGCAUACUUUCACCAGGAACUUUGUUUAUCCCAAGAGAGAGUGUUUCGGGUUCACGAAACAGAGUAGUAUCCGAAUAGUGAACAAGACGCGCCAAGGGAAGUUUCGAAACCUACUUGAGACUGUCGUCGAGUGA
Amoebophrya sp. A25 is the source of this 798-nucleotide messenger RNA. Lineage: Eukaryota; Dinophyceae; Syndiniales; Amoebophryaceae. The record is from the annotation of a GenBank genome assembly.